AUGUCGGGAUACGCCCUUCAUGGGCAAUCGUUUUCCGCGCUGGCUUACGCGGACGACAUUGCACUCCUGUCAUCGACGCCCGAGGGAAUGGGACAACUGCUUCGUGCAGUGGAGAGGGAGGCAGCGUCGGUGGGGCUGCGGUUCAACCCUGCAAAAUGCGCCACCCUGCACAUCGGUGCGGGCAAUGGCGGCAGGGUCCUGCCGACGUCAUUCCGUCUCCAGGGCCAACCGAUUCGCCCCCUUGCAGACGGCGAGCCUUAUACGCACCUCGGCAUUCCAACGGGAUUCUCCGUUGAUCAGACGCCCUACGCCGCCGUCACGGACAUCGUCUCGGACCUCUGCGCGGUCGAUCAAUCCCUCCUUGCCCCUUGGCAAAAGUUUGACUUAAUGGCUACCUUCAUCCUGCCGCGUCUCGAUUUCUUAUUACGGGGGGCCAGAGUUCAGAAGAGUCCCCUCACGGCCGCUGACAGGGUGUUACGCCGUUAUGCCAAGUCCUGGCUGAACCUCCCUCAGCGCGCGAGUGCGGAGGGGGUCUACAUGCCUCCCCGCUGGGGUGGAUGUGGCCUCCUUCCGCUCUCCGAUCUCGCCGACGUGCUGUCCGUCGCUCACGUCUUCCGUAUGCUUACGGCUGGCGACGCGGCGGUCAGGACGCUGGCGUGGCAGUCGCUGAGGGGAGUGGUCCAGCGUAGGAUAGGCUACGCCCCUGCUGGCGACGAGAUCGCCAACUUCCUCUCCGGCUCGCUGGAGGGACGGCUGAGGGGUGGAGGGGAGGCUUCCCUCUGGUCCAGGGCGAGAAACGCCGCGCAGCGUCAGUCCGAGAGGUUGUCCCUGCGGUGGCGGUGGGUUCCUGAGACGGAGGAGAUGAUCUUGGAGUGCCGGGGUCCCAGAGGCGCCACGGUGAAGAUUCCGCCUGGUGCGCGCGCCCAGGUAGUGGGUCGGUUGCGCUCAGCUGUAGCGGAAUAUUACGCGAGUACCUUGCUCGCGAAGCGAGAUCAGGGUAAGGUCUUCGAGGUGUCGUCGCGGUGCCGAGUGAGCAAUCACUUUAUCCGUGGCGGCAGCUUUACCCGCUUCGCCGAUUGGCGUUUUAUCCACAAGGCGCGGCUGGACGUGCUCCCUCUCAACGGCGCGCGCCGUUGGGGGGAUGGAGACAAGCGCUGUCGUCGUUGCGGGGAAGUAUCGGAGACAUUACCCCACGUGCUCUGCCACUGCGGCGUCCACUCUGCCGCAAUACAGCUGAGGCACAAUGCCGUCUUGCACCGCCUCUGGAAGGCUUGUCGUAUGCCGGGGGAAAAGCGGGUAAACCAGCGGAUCGAGGGGAUCGACGGGGAACUUGGCGAGCUACGACCUGAUCUCGUGAUCAGGCACGAGCCCUCCAAGAGUGUCGUCAUAUGCGACGUGACGGUGCCCUUUGAGAACCGUUGGGAGGCUUUCGAGGACGCUAGGGCGAGGAAAAUAGCCAAGUACUCGCCACUAGCUGAGGAGCUCCAGCGCAGGGGGUACCGUGUGGUCGUGACGGCCUUCGUCGUCGGUGCCCUCGGGUCAUGGGAUCCGAGAAACGAAGCGGUGCUGAGACUGCUGCGGAUUGGCACCCCGUACGCGUCACUGAUGCGCCGUCUGAUGGUCUCGGAUACCAUCCGCUGGUCCAGGGACAUCUACGUGGAGCACGUGUCUGGCACUCGCCAGUACCGGGCUCCUCCUCGCCCCGCCGGUGGUGGAUUUGCGACGCCGCCUCGGGCCAUUCGCCGACGCUGGCUCGCCGACGAAGUAGAGCGGCACGACGCGAUUGCGUGUGUGAAUGUCGCGUAA
This is a messenger RNA of Solenopsis invicta (red fire ant), 1806 nucleotides long. RefSeq lists its product as uncharacterized. Lineage: Eukaryota; Metazoa; Arthropoda; Insecta; Hymenoptera; Formicidae. The transcript has a single exon. The record is from RefSeq and is a predicted model, not a curated record. The coding region runs from base 1 to 1806 and encodes 601 amino acids.